This is a messenger RNA of Alternaria rosae, 1222 nucleotides long. RefSeq lists its product as uncharacterized. The transcript has 2 exons. NCBI's taxonomy places the organism in Eukaryota, Fungi, Ascomycota, Dothideomycetes, Pleosporales, Pleosporaceae. The coding region runs from base 111 to 1145 and encodes 344 amino acids. Gene Ontology annotation, biological process: protein N-linked glycosylation. The record is from RefSeq and is a predicted model, not a curated record. Gene Ontology annotation, molecular function: glycosyltransferase activity. Gene Ontology annotation, cellular component: Golgi membrane.
UACCUUACUCAGCUCCACAUCGAUGCCUUCAGCCAAUUCCACAUGACGCUCUCCUCCCUUCUUAGUCACAGUUGCCACGGUCCUGCGCUGCUCACUAACGGCCACACACCAUGAGCGAAAGCCGGCGCAGUUCCAUAUCCAGCGUAUGGUCUGACGACAACCAAGCCCCGUGUUCCCGUUAUUCCCUUCCAAGAGCCUCUUCUCGAUUCUGGAAAUACGCCACUUUGCUUAUUCUGGGCUUUGGUGCCAUCUUCCUUUUCUCGACAAGAACAUCCGUCUCAAGCAAAUUCCUACCUACACAUGUUCCGCAUCUUGGUUCCGUUUCCGCAUCGUCUGCAUCUGCGCUGUCAUCACAGUCUUCCCCACGCAUCGGCAAAGUAACAGCCUCAUUCGGGCCGGAAGAUCCCGUCUAUGAAGCCGCCAUCGCUUCUCACCAGGUCCACAAUGACCUCUACGGGUACCCUGAGUUCAUACUGCGCGAACGCAUGCUGCCUGGUCUUUGGUCCAAACAUGCCUUCCUGCUCGCGAUUCUUGGAGCUGAACUUGCUAAACCGGCUGCGGAACGGCUGGAUUGGCUUUUCUGGCAUGAUCGCGACACCAUCUUGAUGAAUCCGAAUAUUCCGUUGCAAGUCUUCUUGCCACCGGAUCAAAAGGUUAAUCUAGUGGUGACGAAUGAUCGGCAUGGUCUUAACAACGGCGUCUUUUUCAUCAGAGUAAACGAGUGGGCGAUACGUCUCUUCUCGGCAGCAUUGAGCCUGAAGGAGUAUGAUCCUGAUAUACAGUUGAAGUAUAGUGAGCAGAGUGCUAUGGAAGAAACUAUCAGACGUCCAUACUUCUCCUCGGCCGUUGCUUACGUGCCUCAACGGUGGUUCAAUGGCUUCCCACCCAAUCCAGACAAGCCCGGUAAACCGCCAUUAGCGCGUCCUGCAUCUCUGCUCAUCCACUUCGCCUCAAACAGAGACGGGAAGCGUCCAGAGAGGAUGGCUUACUGGGGCGGUGUAGCGCGGAGCAAGACGAGUGAGUGGACGAGACCACUCAACGAGACAGGCUAUCCGGCCGAGAUAGAAGAGUACUGGGCGAGAGUGAAGAAAGGAGAGGAUGUUGAGACUUUGUGUAAGGACAUUGGAGGCAGGGUUUGGAGUUAACGCCCUCCUAUCAUUGACGUUGCGGUUGUGAACUUUGACAUGAAUAGAAGUAUAGAUUUCCCGAUUCGAACGAAUAU